This is a messenger RNA of Zygotorulaspora mrakii, 363 nucleotides long. It is a transcript of the gene RCF3, whose product is annotated as Rcf3p. The record is from RefSeq and is a predicted model, not a curated record. The transcript has 2 exons. Bases 1 to 363 code for a protein of 120 amino acids. NCBI's taxonomy places the organism in Eukaryota, Fungi, Ascomycota, Saccharomycetes, Saccharomycetales, Saccharomycetaceae.
AUGGGUGGUCAAGUGCAACCUGUCCAUUACGAUCCUGCAACUGUAAAACAGCUGACAAAAGAGAUUGCCGUGGCUUCAUGCAUAGGUGCAGCCCAAGGUGCAAUGGUUAGCAUUGUAAGCUCACUUCUAUUAAGCAGGUUCUCGACCGUAUUUAGAAAUGUUAGAAAUCAGGUAAAAGUGUUCUAUCACUGUAGCUGGAUUUCCAUGGGCGCUGUAUUUCAAGCUGAUAAGCAGUUAUUGAAAUUUCAAUCUAAAUAUUAUGAGACCGAACUGAAACGAAGGGAGAGAAUCCUUGAUGAGGCCGCUGAUAGGGGCAUAUUUUUGGAAGAGGAGUCUGUGGUGUCAAGCACCACUUCACAGUGA